Messenger RNA from Jaculus jaculus (lesser Egyptian jerboa), 759 nucleotides. Its product is annotated as peroxiredoxin-like 2C. The transcript is spliced from 2 exons. Bases 1 to 759 code for a protein of 252 amino acids. Lineage: Eukaryota; Metazoa; Chordata; Mammalia; Rodentia; Dipodidae. The record is from RefSeq and is a predicted model, not a curated record.
AUGAAAAAGCCAUUCCUGCUGUCAAUCACCAGUGGCUUGACAAUAAGAAAGAGGAAGCAGGGCCCCCACCCGUUCGGGCGGCUGCAGACCCGGUGCUUGGUAACCCGGCAGGUCAGCGGCUCCGCCCCGGCCUCGGCCUCCGCCGGCCCGGGGCCGAACACUGGCAGCGCCUGGCCGCCGUCGCAGCUCCCAGUACUGGACGCGGCGGGCAGCCUGGUGCCCUUGGGCGCGCUGUUCACACGGCAGCGGGCCGUGGUGGUGCUCGAGCGGCAUUUCCUGUGUUACAUUUGCAAAGAAUACGUGGAAGAUCUGGCUAAAAUCCCCAAGAGUUUCCUUCAAGAAGCAAAUGUCGCCCUUAUAGUAAUUGGACAGUCUUCUUACCAUCACAUUGAGCCUUCCUGCAAACUGACUGGAUAUUCUCAUGAAAUUUAUGUUGAUCUUGGGAGAGAGAUUUAUAAAAGAUUGGGGAUGAAAAGAGGUGUAGAAGUUGUCUCCUCAGGACAGAGACCCCGUGUAAAAUCGAACCUGCUCUCGGGAAGCCUGCAGUGCCUGUGGCGGGCAGUGACGGACCCUCUUUUUGAUUUCCAAGGUGACCCAGCUCAGCAAGGUGGAACCCUCAUUUUGGGUCCAGGUAACAUCAUCCACUUUAUACACCGUGAUAGGAAUAGGUUGGAUCACAAGCGCAUAAACUCUGUGUUACAGCUUGUAGGAGUUCAGCACAUGAACUUCACAAGCAGACCCUCCAUUAUCCAUGUGUGA